Messenger RNA from Triticum aestivum (bread wheat), 3715 nucleotides. RefSeq lists its product as uncharacterized. Bases 30 to 872 code for a protein of 280 amino acids. The transcript has 5 exons. The record is from RefSeq and is a predicted model, not a curated record. Lineage: Eukaryota; Viridiplantae; Streptophyta; Magnoliopsida; Poales; Poaceae.
GAGGUCGAGGCUGACCCAAGAUCGAGCCCAUGCCCAGACUCACAAGUGAAGCCCCGCGGAGCUGCCCACAAACUGCUCCUCUUCCCCAACCCCCGAUUCUUCUCCAAUCUCCGCCAUCGCCGUCGAUCCCCACCCCCAUCGGCAACCUCGUCUCCCCGCCCCCCCCAUCCCCAACCCCACCGCCGACCGACCUCCCUCCUCAUCUCGUCCAUCCACCCAUGGAAACCCCCUCUUCCACGGAUCCACCCACCCAUGCCCACCAGUUCUGGCGAUGGAUGGGGCGCACCAGUUCUGGCGAUGGAUGGGGCGCACCAGUUCUGGCGAUGGCAGCGCCGGACCCGCACCCACCUGUGCGAUGGAGGUCGGCCGCAUCGGGAUCCACCUGCGUGAUGGAGCCCGGCCGGAUCGGUGUGGCGCUGCACACCACACCACACCGGAGCUUGCUGCUGUGCUGGUCGUUGACAACGACGCAACUCCGGUGGGACCUAGACGCCCAAGAUCCGACACCCCAUCCUUCCUUCCUUGUGUUCAUGGAACGACAAUGGCAAGGGGACGACCGAUGUGCGUGGUGGACCAGGAGGUGGAGAACCGUCUCGCCCUCCUUGUUCACAUCACCUCCCUUUGAUUUCCCUUGGACACUUGGAGAGAGAGAAGGAAGAUGGCGGACGAGGGGAUGGCCAACUGCAUCGACAUCAUCCUCGCCAUCAUCCUGCCGCCGCUCGGCGUCUUCCUCAAGUUCACCUGCCGGAUCGAGUUCUGAAUCUGCUUGCUGCUCACCUUUUUCGGCUACCUCCCUGGCAUCAUCUACGCCGUCUGGGUCAUCACUAAGUAGGUGUCAGAGGGGCUCCUCACCUCUGGCUGCCUCUAGGUGACCCAAGGUUGCUGAAGAGGAGCAGCAGCCGCACAAGAGUAUCUGAAGAUGACUCCUCCGUUUCUAACCCAUCCCCUUCCUUCCACUGUUUUGGAUGAUGAACUUGAUCCUGCUUAAUUAAUUAAUUUCUCAUCGUGCUUAAUUAGCUGUAAAUGUGCCCCCUUAUUGAAGAAGAAGAAGAAGAAGAUAAUACAAAUGUAAUUUAAUUGGAUGGUCCCUUUCAUCGUGCUUAAUUAGCUGUAAAUGUGCCUCCCUUACUGAAGAAGAUAAGAAUCCAUAUGUGUUAUGCAAAAUUAACUUUGUCAUCUUGUAAGCACUCUAGGCAGUGUCUAGAGGGUGAAAAUAUGAGAACAAAAAAGAAUUACUGGAUUAAUUUAAAACAUCCAUCCUUUACUCCGUCCAUGUCAUUGUUAUUUACCCCUGGGAGUAUUUUUAACUUGAAAAUCUCUGGUGAACUGCCAUUUCGAGUACAUUUUCUUGCUCUGUUAAUUUUUUGGGUUACUCCAUCUUGCUCUGUUAAGUAAAAUUUGAUAUGUGGAGUAGCAGCAGUAAGCUAGACCCUCCAUCUUGCUCUGUACAUAGUCAAAGCUACUCCAAGUUAGCAGCAAUACUGUUAACUUCUCAAUUUGCUUGGAUUACAUUUAACUUCUAGUACCCCAGUACUCUAGUAAUUUUGCUUAGAGUAUUUAACAUGAUUGAACUGUACAUGUGUGGAGUAAUUUUGCUGGGAGUAUUUAACAAGAUUGAACAAGAUUUAACUUGUCAACAUUUAACAGUAUUUUCAGUAAGUAUUCUGAACAUGCUUCUGAAUAUUUCCAGAUUUUGAACAUGCAAGCAAAUCUGCAGGAGUAAACAAGUUCUUGCGGUAGAUAUUGCAAGUGUUUUAUCUAAACAUCUACUCUCACCGAAGAUAUUUCAAGUGGUCUGACCAGAUUUUCUCAGUUUGCAAGUUUACUUACUUUUCCAGUUAAUUAACUGGACAUCUUGGAGUAGUUAGAAAAUCAUGAAUUAUUUGCAUAAAACCAUAGAAGUAUUGUACUCCAGGGUGCAUUACUUACAUAAACUUGUUUGCAAGCUUAUUUUCUGACUCACAUAUUCUGAAACUAAAAAAGCUUAGUUAACUUGUGUAGUACUUUGGGUAAAAAUGGAAUGGUUCCAUCCUGCACAACAUACUUUGAGUGAAUGUUGAGUACUGUAUGCACUUGUGUAAUAUAUGUUGCUUGAUGAAUGCCUGGGUGUGUCACUUGUGUAAUAUAUGUUGGUUGAUGAAUGCCUGGGUGUGUCACUGCUUGUUCCAUGCUACAUUUAGGAAUUGUUCAUUUUUGUGUUAUGACAACUUCACUGCAUCCUGCCGAAACCUUUUUAAAAUCUUGCAGAUUCUAGUGCUACCACACAACUAGAUCAGUAUUUGAUUACUAUUACAAGUGGAGGUCUAAAUCAGCAGAGAACAGGGGUGAGAUGUACAUGUCCCAACCUCCUUCCCUCCCAUGUAUGAAUACGCUCUCAAGUAGUCAUUCUUGUGAAUGGGCAUAUGAUAAGAACUAAGAAUUCACCUUCACUAAUUGUCUAUGAUAUUUCAUCAGGAUCUAUAAGUACUUGAGGUACAUAUUGGCCGCACCACCAAUAUGUGUAGUUCUUGGGCCCUCUUGGUAGUGGGUUCUCAGUAGGACUAUAGAGUUGAUAGUAUGCUUCUAUGCAUCCCAAUUUAUGAGUUAUGCAGAAUAAGAAUUACAAUUUGCUGCAAUUCAGAUGUUUUGAAUUCUUCAAUCUUGAAUUGUUCAAUGAUGACAGCUAUCUUGCACCGUACUAUAAAAUCAUGGAUCGGCAACUAGGUGAUUGUCAAUCCGUUCUUGCUAGAUGUGUUGUUGUUUUUCUUCUUCUAAGAUAAGAUGGUAGCAUCACAUGUCAUCCUAUCAUGUUGUACUAGUUCCUGAAGUGUAAGAUAAGAUGGUGGCAUCAGAUGUGUGUUCUGACUUGUGACUGCUUACUACAUGGAUACAUGCAGCUAGCUAGCAACCUAGCAGUACUAGUAAGAAUAUAUGUGACUAAUUCCCUCCCUAUACCUUGUGAUUGAUUCCAGGUAUAUACAGAUGCCAUCUUUGUCUGGCAACAUAUGCACCUGAUUACAUUCAGGUGCAUAUAGUAUACUUGAACAGUGUAAACAUAUGCAUCUGCAAAAUUAUCUCAUUCAUAGUGUGGUGCCUAUGUAUAUCAGUUAUCAAUUGGCUUGAUUUAGGCUGUUGAUAGUCAGUGUCUCAGUGACAGAAAUAACUCAAAAGCUAUACCUUUAGCUGUGCUGGCAAUCGAAUGUAUAUAAUCGUAACCGUGAAACUAGUUAUUACCGUAGCCAGCAGAUCUCUUUAGUAAGCAGUAACUGGUAGUUCUCAUAAUCCAUCCCAUAGAUUACUUCCCCAACGUGUGUUCCAAGGGCUUUACCUGUUAGAAUUGAUGCUUGUUUCUACUAAGUGUUGCACUUGUUUCUACUAAGUUUUAACUAUGAAUCUGUUGUUUCACAUAUACUAUAUACAACUGAUGCCUUGAAGAAGUCAGCUCCCCUUGGAUGGUGCAGUGUAGCAAAUCAAUGUCGAUUCAUUCAUUCUUUGAUGUUGGCUUUCAUUCUUCCAAAGUUGGGUGUACAGGAGCUCUAGGAAGAAGAAUGCCGAAGAUAAACCACACCCAGCAAUGCGUUUUAGCUCACUAGAGAUAGUUAUGCUUGGAGCUAGUUAUGUGUAUAUUUAGUUGUAUUUUAUAGCUGAAUACCAGAAUUGUACUAUGCUUGGCUGUUGUAUGAAAUAUUAUGCCUUAUUGGCUCUUUUUGAAUCAAAUUAUCUAAUUGCACAGAUA